Echinostoma caproni is the source of this 4005-nucleotide messenger RNA. The record is from the annotation of a GenBank genome assembly. NCBI's taxonomy places the organism in Eukaryota, Metazoa, Platyhelminthes, Trematoda, Plagiorchiida, Echinostomatidae.
AUGAUGGCCUUUGUCACAGCUACUCCUCAACCUGUGAAUCGAUGGUUUUCCAAUCAUGUUAAUUCACCCGAAUUACCAGUGGAAUUCUCCAAAAAUUGUGAACCGUGCCAACAACCCGGACCGGCUCUCACGACUGGGAUCACCGCUUAUCGUGAUGAACGAUUGUCUACAGAACGAAACAGGGAACAUAUCAUCACUCAAAGUGCCACUCAUUUGAAUUGCUAUGACACGUUUCGUUUACCCAAAGUUACCUUGCAUCCAAUCGCCGGCGCACAUUGUGCCACACCCCAACUCAGCCGAACAUGUUCACAACGUCUGAAUCAACCGAUAGAACCUGUUCAACAUAGAUCAAUGAUUGAAUUAGACCAGAAACGGGUAGCACACUAUCCAACUGUGGACUAUAUACCUACAUUUGAACAUGCUGUUGUUCAAACCCCGACCCCUUUCCGUUGGAUCCGACAUCGAACUAGUUCUUCGGUCGAUGUGACUCACUCACCAGGUCGAACACCCCCUACCUCAGGUUUUAUGCGCUUCACUAUACAGGAUCUAAUGCAGCAGGAGAGUUGUGUCGGCUCGGUGAAUUACUUGGUAGAUCAACCUUCUAAAUUGGUCCGAAUCGAGUGUCGAAAGCCCGGAUGUCGUUGUGUGCUUAAAAAUGAACCUGCCUUGGCUCUGAAAAUCGUAAGCGGAGUGACGCUAGUUCAAGGACAUUGGUUACUUCCAUCCAAAUCGGGCCCGAAAUCGCCGAUGAAUUUGACCAUUCAGACCUCCACUGGGUCGACUACUAAGUCUCGUGGUGUGCUACCUCUGUCGCUUGCGGAAUCUAGAAUGGAUCCAAGUCCUGUGGUUCUCACGUCGUGUUGUCCUUCGUGGUUUGAACUGAUAUCCCGACCCAGUGCCCGAGAAGGAACACAUAUUCAGUGCACGGAAGUUCCCGUUUGGUCCAGUGGUAAAGCAUUAUGGCGUGCCAAACCUCGAUUUUUUCUAUUGCGUAAGCCAGUUCAGUGUCUGGUUGGAGCGGUGAAUCAACCACUCACAAUGAGCGUUGCUGAUGUGUGCAAGCCGGAGACGGCUAACUGCAACCUAGAUGCAUCGAAUGCAGUGACUUUACGUGCGGGGACUGUACUAGAGCUGCUAGAUUGUCGUGCAUGUCGCCUGGUAACAUACGACCAGUCCGGAAGUAAUACUACCGCAUCAGGUCACUUGACUGGAGGUCUACUAAGCCGACAUCGUGGUAAGACGGUGCCUAUGCUGCAAUGUGCUGUUGUUGGUGCUAAAGCAUUAGUUCCAGUGGCUUCAACGGCCACGGAUUUAUCUAUGAAAGAUGGCCUUCAGUGGUUAACUGAUGGACCUCGUCUUGUGUAUUUGUCGCUGGAUUCUAAAUCGAUUUCCUGUAGUCCCGUGGCAGCGCAUGCAACAAAUCAUCCAGAUAUCCGUCAGAAUACUGCGCCUCACAAAAUUCCCCUAAGCUCUCCCACCACUAUGACUGGUGUGCAUAGUCUCUUUUCCCUUUUGAACAGUUCUCAGUUGCCGGGGCUUGUUCGACCUUUGACCGGUUUACGCCCGAAUGAAUGGUUCCCUCUGGAGAAAGUCGAUCGUCGUUUCGCACCACCGUGGGAAUUUGCUUCGUUAGGGGAGACACCAUUGCUUCUGUUGGAACAUUGCUAUCAUGGUGAUUUGAUUUUUCUCGAACCGUUAUCGGACUGCACGGAUCCGAUGCAUCAGGAUUCCCAUACUGUGCUCACACAGUCUCGCCCUCCAGGCCCCAGUCGAUUCUUUGUUGUCACCACAGAUAUGCUGGCCCAACACAAUUUCUUCUUGGCCGAUGCAGCCACCAGUGUGCAGUACACGAAACCGUUGGAAUUGCAUGCAUGUCGUGUAGCUCAUUUUCUCGCCGCGUGUCAUCCUGCUCAGGGUUUGGCUUAUCUGAUCAAACAUCUAGAAGACAUAUCAAGCUCUUUGGACACGGGCCCAUCUCACGUGCCCUUAACCCGUACUCUGGGACCCGUGAAUAGUUCUGUAAAAUAUGCUCCGAUUCAGGCCGCACUGAUGAGUGUUGCCGCGUCAGCUGCAUUGGCCACGGAAGAUUCGGAUGAUCUCUCCAUCUGGCAGAAUAAUCCAACACGGGAUUGUGGAAGUCAGUCCGAGUUAAAUGGAAAUUUAGUAUUUCCUUGGGGAGCAUCUUCUCUCAGCUCUAUUGAUCGUUACCAAUCGUCCGGUUGUUUGAUUGGUUCAAAAUCUCGUGCCCAUUCAAGUUUAUCCUCUUCACUUAUUGCCAGUGAGACUGAUCAAAUGAACGCGCUCUGUGAUGAGAUCGAAGAUAUCUAUUUUUACGUUCGGAAUGGUCGUUUCCCGGCCCAGUCCAGAUCGAUGACCUCUCUUGUACAUCAUGUGACACCGGUGAAUCGAAGUCACCGGCCAAUCCCCCAAACUUCCGCACCGAUAUCACCACAAGCAGAUGAGCUGUUUCCCAAUGGAUCAUCACAUCGUCAGCGAACACCGCAUAAGCGUGGCUCAUCUCGGGGGAGACAUGCAUCGGUUGAAACAUCGGGAGCGGGAAAACUAAUGAGCUACCAUCAACAACAACAACAACAACAACUACAUCAGCAAUCUCAAUUGAAUCAACCGAUGACCAACUUCGUCAAGCGUCCCGAAAAAUCUCAGCAAAUUUAUAUGCCCAGAUCAUUGGCAGAUUUACAAAAAGUCCCCAUCCUUACCACAAUUCCAGAUCCGACAUUGGACAUGGGAACUCUCAUGUCACCAAAAGCGCGUGUGAAUCAAUCGUCUACUGUGCAAAACUCUAAUCCCGAGACGAGAGAUAACUCCCCAAAAGACCAUGUGGUUCGUUUAUUCCAAAGCCCUGCACAUGAUUCCGGAGUAGAUAUAGCCGUGCAUCGGUCAUUGGGCAGCGGAGAUCGUUCGACUGGUCAGUCUCCACAUCCUUGCAAAGUUUACACCAAUACACGUAUUUUAACAAUGUCUAGCAUGGGCAACGGUCCUAAUGUUGACUAUCGAACAGCAAUGAGUCAGUCCCAGAUCACCUCGUCUCAGCCUAUUCUUGGCGGAGAUUUGCUGUCUUCCCGGGAUCGAAAGCGGUCAACCGACUCCGCGUCCGCGUUUCGACUCCCGAUUCCGCGUGGUACGCCGGGCGGUGUAGAACAUGGAACAGAGUCCGGUUACACGCAAGCACCUAUGAUGGAAUCAGUGUAUUCGAGGCCGUAUAAAUCAGGUGUUUUAAAGGAUCCGAAUCAUGUGCAUUACCCCAUUACAUCAGAGAGCGCACGAGUAUACACCGGAUCUACAUUUGACCGUAACAGUUAUUACUCGACUGUAGUCCGAGUUCCCGAAGAACAACAACAACAAAUGGCUAAAAGUCCGCUACGACACCAACAUCCCACUCCAAUCGGUGUCCUGUGCAUCUGCAAAUUCACCNUGUGCCAACCCACCGCUCAUUGCCAUCCCCCUCGUGUGCCUUCGACGCCCUCGUCCACGCAUCGAGCACCGGAUCCCAGUCCCGUUUAUCAACCCGAGGCUAUGUGGUCCGAUCUACGCAUUGCACCUGUAACACGUUUUCAUCCGCAACCGGUUUUCAUGAUGCUAAAUCCCGCCGAAUCCAUUGAGGAUGAAGAACAAGCCGCAUUGGGUUGGGGAGCUACAGUGGAUCCGAAUUCGGGCUACACGACAACUCAAUUGUCCACACCAAUAGUAUCCACUGUGACCACGACCGCUUAUGUGAUUGCCCCCACGAGCACAGUCAGUCGACAGACGAAACACCGAACGGAACUGACCAACUCUUCACCGGAUACGGGAAUCGGGGGAGAGAGCGGAGUGGAAAUUCCCUGUACAGUUCUCUCUCAUCCAUGCGGUACAAAUAUUUCAUGGCCAACCCCACCAAUUCACAUAGAUGUUUCGGACCGGAUGGGGCGUGGAAAUGUGAACUACUCAGGUCACGUGGCCUCGACCACGACAAUACCGGGUAGGUCAAAACAGAUCUAUCAGAUCUGA